AGCCAAUUCAUAUCAUCAAUCAAACCAUCAAUCCAACACUUCUACCAUCUACCUCAUUCCCUUUUUUCAUCUUCCGUCUGAUCUCGUCUUUCCGGUUCAUUUCCUUUUCGUUUUCGUCAUCGCAAAGAGCUCAAUUACGUCUUGACUGAAGCUCACAUUCUCUUUCAAAUCUUUACUACGCACGACAUCGAAGAAAAGCGCCUGUUUUCAGAGUAUACUGCCUCGCACGAUCAAAUAAUUUCAUCUUUCGACAUCUUGGCUGAUCGUCGUCAUUUCGGCUUUUGAUUGAACAAAAGGGUACAAAUCUCAUUUCUUCAUUUCGAUCCGAACAAUUGCAUCAGACAAUAAAAGCAUGUCCAACAAAGAUCUGUUCCAAAUUUGCCAAGAAGGCGAUUUGGACAGCUUCCAUCAAUUAUUCGAACUCGAACCUACAACCGAUAUCAAUGCAAAAGAUGUACAUGGAAUGUCAGCUUUAGCAUACAGUGCACGUAAUGGACAGGUAGAACUUGUACGUGAAUUACUCCAACGCGGUGCUGAGAAGCAUGAAGUGAUGGAACAAGGAUAUGGCUUGAACAAUGCAGAAAUUGCUGGCUUAUUGCAUGGUGGAGAAAGCCACGAUCAGAAUCCUCAACACAAUGGAAUGAACGAAGGAGAGGGACUGGUACCUGUUCAGAUGGAAGAUGGAACAAUCACAUACAUGAAUCCUGCUGCAGACUUUGGUCAAGGAUACGGUAUGCCACCACCACAAUUUGGAGGACCACAAUUCCCUCAUCAUUUCUUCCCAAUGGAAGGUAUGCAUGCAGGUGCACCUAUCUUUCAACCUGGAAACGGUAUGGGAAGCGGAAGACGCAACCACAGCCGUAAAGAAUCGGGAGUCAAUCUGCCACCACCAGAUGUUGCUCGCAUGAUCCCUUGCAAAUAUUUCCCAAACUGCAAAUAUGGUGAUAAAUGCGUUUUCGCUCAUCCUAUUCCAAUGGGAGCCGUUCCACCAAUGCCACCACAAGGUCAUCCUCUUUCACCUUCUAUGUCUCAUCCUCCACCAAUGCAACCAAUGUUCUAUGGUCAAAUGCCACCAGGAUAUCCUUAUCCACCUUAUGGCGCCAACCCACAACAAUUCUUGCCUCCAGGCACACCUAUGGGACAUCCUUCUCACAUGCCGCAAUUCAAUGGCGUACCACAAAACUUUGGCGGUCAACCACAAGGAGGUGAGCCCCAACCUCAAGACUCAUUCACACAAUCUGCACCAGUAGAAGGCGAGAACAUCGUUGCUGGAGAACAAGGAGAGCAAAGUAAUUCACCAGCAGAAGCACAGAACGCUGAGGCUCCAACAGAGGCUCCUAGCAUGGCUGGCAUCCUCAAUUCAGACGAGACUGCGAAUGCCGAUCCAUCUUCGUCUACUGCAGGCGAGGCUACAGAAGACCCAUCUACAUCAGCCAAUGGAAAACCUGUUCACAGAAGGCAGUCAUUCAACUCCUUCCUGCACCAUCAUGCCGUUCCUUUCCAACCACAAUCCCAACUCGCAACAGAGAUGAACGGAUUGACGAUGGACGGAACAGCAAACGGAUUCGUGCCUCGCUCAGCGAUGCAAGGAGCAGGAAAAGUCAGAAGGAUGAAUGGAUUUGCUGGCAGUGUGAACGGAAACUACAACGGCAAGAGAGGAAACCACAGCGGUGACAGACCUCCAUGCACCUUCUUCCAAUCUGGCAGAUGCAAAUAUGGUGACGAAUGUCGCUUCCCUCAUAUCUUGGCUGAUGGAACAGAUGCUCGCCCUUUACAUGCGCAGCAACGGAUGGUGUAUCCUACUCAAUACGCAAACGGUACUGUCAGCGAAGCUUCUCCAUCGGCUGGAGCUUCUAAAGAACAAGCAAGCCGUUCGGCUGCUGCAGAGGGAGCUGCAUCAAGCGUAGGCAACGCAAAUGCUCCAGCGUCAGCGCCGACUGGUCCACAAGCCGAUAAGAAGGCCACUCAACAGCAACCACCAUCGCAAACGCAGCAAUCACAACAACAAAAGAGCACUCACUCUCGUCAGCAGUCGCAAUCUUCUGGAUCAAACCAGAACAAUUCUAAUGCAAAAGACAACAAACCUGCAACACAAAGCAAUGGUGUUGUCCGAUCGAAUCCCUCAAAGACUAGCGUUCAAGCUAAUGGUCUACAGAACAAAAAUAACAACAACAACAACAAUAAUGCAUCUGGAUCUCGCUCCAACAAAAAGCAUAACAACAACAACCAACAAAAUCAGAAACCAGCUCAACCUUCUCAACGUGUGCCAACAGUCAAUGACUUCCCCGCCCUUGCAUCACCUAAUCCGAGUGGCACAUCCCCUUCGCCUUCAGCUGCUAAAGCUGUAAAUGGAAGUGCUGAAGCUGCCUUCAAUGAUGCAAACGCCGUUGCUUCUUCGCCUUCUGCCUCUUCAACUCCUGCUGCACCUGCUAGAGUGAACUUCAGUGCGAUUCUUUCUGCACCCGCACCUGUCAAACCAGUCAAGGCUGAACCACUCGUCAAUGGCGAUGCCGAGUCCUCUUCUUCAGGCGCUGAUGCACCUGCCGUCAAUGGAAAGGUUGAGACCGGAGAAGAGAGUAAGCCUGCCCCUGUUCAAGCUCCAAAAACCCAUGCAUCCGUCGCAGCAGCUGCAGCCGCCGCCAAUGCUGCCACAAAUGGAGUGCCAACUGGCACGACUGUGAAAGCACAAAGUCAAAAUGCUCAACCAAAGACGAACAACGGUCAAGCCAAUGAAGGUGGUGUUAGCAAAAAGCAACAACAAAAGCAAGCUAAUGGCAAAUCCGGAAACAGUCAAAAGGUUAAUGGCACAUCUGCACCCUCUGCAGCUGCCAAGACAAAUGGAACACCAUCCCCAGCACCUGUGGCUGAUGAUGAUUUCCAAUUGGUAAACCGUAGCCGUCAUUCAUCCAAUAAACGUCCAACACAAAGCAACGGUAACCAUAGCAAUGGCCAUGCAAACGCGAAUGGAAAGACUGGCGGCGAUACGUAUACCCCUCAAGCAAAAGCAGUUGCUGCGUGAUUUGUCUUUUCUCGCCAUUAGCUUGCUCGUGCUGAUUUCUUUGUGUCGCACCUUCACACUUUUUGAUGAUGUUGACAAAAGAUUGCGUUUCUCUUUUUUCUUCUCUUGUACCCGUAUACGCUCGUAAGAUUGGAUUCUUACAGAAUCUUCUUCUAUCCCUUACCUUUUACCUCUUUUGAUUUCUGCAUAUUUUCGAUCAUCAAACACAUUCAUCGUACUAGCAGUACUUACUAGAGUAUAGCUUUCAUACAUAUCUUAUAACAUAUACAACAUAACUCAUUUCGCAUCAAUCGUUGCAACACAUAUGACUUCAAGUACUUUUUCUCUUCAUUUUUGCUUCUUUACAACGAUCAUUACCUUUUUCUUCUCUCUCUUUUUGUUUCAUCAUGUCUUAUGAUCUCUCUUCUCUUUUCUCUUUUUUCAUACAAUUUCAUGCUAAUCAUCAUGUACACUCUCUUUGU
Meira miltonrushii is the source of this 3480-nucleotide messenger RNA. RefSeq lists its product as uncharacterized. The coding region runs from base 353 to 3019 and encodes 888 amino acids. Lineage: Eukaryota; Fungi; Basidiomycota; Exobasidiomycetes; Exobasidiales; Brachybasidiaceae. The transcript has a single exon. Gene Ontology annotation, molecular function: metal ion binding; protein binding. The record is from RefSeq and is a predicted model, not a curated record.